Sturnus vulgaris (Common starling) is the source of this 4398-nucleotide messenger RNA. The record is from RefSeq and is a predicted model, not a curated record. NCBI's taxonomy places the organism in Eukaryota, Metazoa, Chordata, Aves, Passeriformes, Sturnidae.
ACUGAGAUAGAGUUCAUUUUCCCUUAGCAGCUCUCACAGUGCUGUGCUUUGCAGUGGGAGCUGGAAAGGUGUUGAUAACACACCAGUGCUUUGGCUUCUGCUGAGCAAACCUGUCCCUCUAACAUCUCCCCCCACCAAGGGGCUGGGAGUGGGCAAGAUUCUGGGAGGGGACACAGCCAGGCCAGCUGAUUCAAAUUAACCAAAGGGAUAUUCCAUACUGUGUGAUGUCAGCUCAGAUAUAAAAGCUAAGGGAGGGAGGAGGAACAGGGAGGCAUUUGUUACUCUACAGUGUUUGCCUUCUGGAGCAGCCACUGCAUGUGCUGAAGCCCUGCUUCCCAGGGAGUGCCUGAACAUCGCUUGCUGAUGGGAAGUAGAGAUUGGGUUUUUCCUUUUGCAAACUUGCAAUUGUCUUUUCUAUGCUUUAGUAAACUGCCUUAUCUCAACCUACGAGUUGUUUUCCAUCUUAUUUUCUCCUGUGUUCUGCUGGGAAGAGGAGCAAUAGAGCGGCUCAGUGGGCACCUGGCCAAAGUCAACACACUACAGUCCUUUCUGGUGCCCAGACGUGGGGUGAGAUAAAGGCAGUUAUAUAUAACUAUAUAUCUAUAUCUAUAUUGCAUGCUGUAAUAAAAAGUAAAUCACAGUUAUAGAGUAGCAAGCUCUUGUGCAGGAUACGGAGUGUGUCAGCUGCACUGCUUAUCUCUUUAUUUUGCUGAGUCUGGGAACAUGUUAACAAAAACAAUGGCUCUGUGCUUUGCUCUUACACUGAUGGCCUUGUUGUGUGUGGGGAGCUAUCUUCUGGGGAUGGUAAUUGACGUGAAUGCUUUUAUAAUGCAGGCUCCUGUGCUCUUUGCUCAUCCUUACGUAAGCCGUUUAAUACUCUUAAUAAUUUUAGCUAAUACUGCUGGCAUGCUAUGGAGUUCAUGGAAUCUGGCAUCAUCCUGGGGGAGGAGAAAACAAACUUUAGAUGAGGAAAUAUUGAAAGAUGCCCUGAGGCCUCCAGUGCCUGGGUGGCAAGGUGCAUGGAAGGAUUUAGGCAGGUUCCUAGGGCGGUUAUCACCUCCCAUUGCCUGGGACUUUACACCUGAACAGGUAAUCAACCCUGACAAACUGACCCACCAGCUGAUGGAAGGGUGCCUUGCCCACCCCACUGAACACCAGCAGCUUCUUGCCCUGUACUGGGGCCUGGCCUGUGCCUACCGAGCCACUGUUCAGUACUCUCAGAGGACUGUAGUUGAGGCAGGAACCCAAACUGCAUUUGAGGACACUAUGCCUGAGUCAGGCACUCAAACCACAGCAGCUACAGUAAUAGCCCCAGAAGUGAAAGCAAAAAAAUGGACAAGGCAAGAUACACACCCUUACCAUCGAUUAGUAAGGGAGGAAGAAGAAGAGGAAAAAGAAGAAGGGGAAGUAACAGCAGGAAAGGAGGGGUUAGACCAAGAGGCAGGUCCUUCAACAAAGAAAUCAAAAGGAGUGAGGCAAAUCAAGCAGGAAACCGAAGUUACUCGGUCCCUGACCUCAUCAGAACUUCGAGACCUGCGAAAAGAUUACAGCCGGCAGCCAGGUGAGCCUAUUUCUGCCUGGCUGCUUCGAUGCUGGGAUAACGGGGCCAGCAGACAGCAGCUGGAAGGGCAUGAAGCCCAACAGCUGGGAUCCCUUGCUAAAGAUCGGGAAAUUGAAAGAGGGAUUGGAAAAGAAGGAGCAAUUUGCAGCCUCUGGAGACGGCUCCUCUCAAGUGUGAGGGCAAGAUACCCAUUUAAGGAAGACCUUGUGAACUCCCCAGGGAAGUGGACCACUGCAGACGAAGGUAUCCAGUACUUGAGAGAAUUAGCAGUGCUGGAAAUCAUCUAUAGUGAUCUAAAAAGUGACAGGGUCCUUGAAGAUCCAGAGGAUGCCCCUUGCACGAUGGCCAUGUGGAGGAAGGUGGUUCAAAGCGCCCCUGCAUCAUAUUCCAGCAGCCUGGUAUCACUGUACCACCCACAAAUGGAUACACCAACCGUAGAGAUGGCAUCCUCCUGGCUCCGGAAUGUAGAAGAGACUCUGGGCACUUCCUCAUCCCUACAAGCCAGCAGCCCAGCUUUUAGGGGCAGCCCAAGAGAUCGGUCCUCUCCUUCCCCGGUCAGAGGCAAGGGCAGCCCCAAGCGCAGGCCCCGGGGCGAGCUCUGGUUCUUCCUGCGGGACCAAGGUGAGGACAUGAGGAAGUGGGUCGGUGAGCCCACCUUCAAGCUGGAAGCCCGUGUCCGUGAACUGAGAGGGAAGAAAGCUGUUAAAGGGUCACCCAAGAAAACUGCCACAGAGAGACAAGAAGGCAAUCAACGAUUUCCCAGACAUAAAAGAGCUAAAAUCACUCCUUUUCACCCUGAUGAGGGGACUUCUGAUAUGGCAUCGCAAAGGUCAGAUAGUGAAUACUCUGACCAGGAACAGGAAUAGAGGGUCCCUGCCUCUGGCCAGGAAGAGGAAAGGGAUGACCAGGCAUACUGGACUGUGUGGGUCUGAUGGCCUGGCACAUCAGAUCCACAGAAGUGCAAAGCUUUACACAUUGUACAUUGAUGCCAUCAAUGCACAGGAGUGCAGAAUCCAUCUGGAUCUUUGGGGUGACAUGGGAUGCCAGGAGUUUUCUGUGUUAGAGGCCAAGGGGAGCUUAACAGGGAACAAGUGGGAAAAGCACCCCACUGUGACUAACUCAGAAGGCCCUUUGUAUUCUUGGCAUGGACUAGAUACUUCAAGGAUCCAAAAGGGUAUUGGUGGGCUUUUAGUGUAGCUACAGUGAAUACAGAGAAGAUCAAACAGUAAUCCACCCUGCCUGGCUUUUCAUUGUAGAAUUGCUGCAGGUUGAAUGAAAACCAGCAAGUACCAAUUGCCACCAGGACUGUGCACCAGCAGCAGUAUCUCACCAACAAAGACUAACCUCCAUCCAUGAACCCUCCAUCCAUUAGUCCUUGGAAAGCCCAGGAGUCAUCAGCAGGACCUGUUCACCCUUUAACAGCCAGAUAUGGCCACUGUGAAAAUCUGAUGGGGAAUGGAGGCUGACAGUGGGGGCAUGAAUGAAGUUGCACCACCUGUGAGUGCUGCUGUACCAGACAUGCUGGAAAUUCAAUAAGAGCUGGAGUCAAAGGCAGCCAAGUGGUGCCACACAGGUUAUACACAAAUGUGAAAUGUGCUGCAAUCAAGUGAGCCACACAAGUGGAAGAGAGGGCAGUGGCUGGGUUCCAGUAUGGUGAGCCCUGGCAAAUGGACUGUAUUGGGCCAUUUCCAUGAACACAUCAAGGCAAGAGUUACAUCCUUACCAUGUUAUAAACAACAACUGGCAGGCUGGAAACAUCCCCUGUAAAACAUUGCCACUGCUUGAGAGAACUUGAGAUCCCAGGUCUUAAGGGAGAGAUUUUGUGGCAACAUGGUACUACAGAGAGAAUUGAAUCAGACAAUGGGGCUCGCUUUAAAAAUAACCUCAUAAACUCUUGGGCAAAUAAACAUGGCAUUGAGUGGAUAUAUCACAUCCCUUAUUUCCCACAGGCCUCCAGGAAGACUGAAAGGUAUAGGGAACUGCUGGAAACUAUGAAAAGAGUGUAAGGUAAUGGGCAUGGAAGAACUGGGUUGCAAAUUUAGCAGAAGCCACUUGGCUGGUCAACACCAGGGGAUCUGGUAACCGCCCUGGUCCUGCUAAACCCAUACACAUUCUGGGAAGAGAUAAGGUCCUUGCACACAUAGGGAAGUGGGGAAGUCAGUGUGGAUUUCUCCUCCCGUGGGAAAAGGCAAGCCCAUUCAUGGGAUUGUCUUUGCCCAAGGACCUGGGUGUACUUGGUUGGUGAUGAAGAAAGAUGGGGACACCCAGUGUGUACCUCAAGGAGAUUUAACCUUGGGAGAAAAAUAAUCUGUUUAGUGAGUUGUAUAUUGCAGGGAGCAGCAGAAAUUGCAUGAACUGAUGAAGAAUCAAUUUUGUGAGAAGCAAGGAGAAUGCAACGACAACCUGAGCCAGGCUGGUGUCAGUGCCUAACAAUCAAGUGUGCUACUUCUCCUGUCCUGACCACUCAUCCUGAUGGAAGGGAGCCCAAGUCAUGGAUCUGGAGGGAUGGAGGAAGCCUAUUAAAUGGGGAAAUAAUAUCUGUUUUUGAAAGGACACCGGAUAGUGGUUAAUGAAAAUGUAUGUAUGGUAUAGAGAUGGUUUAAGGAUGUUGUUUCAGUUGUAGGUGUGGGCAAGAAGGCAUUCCAUUGAUGAGAAAUAAAUACAAUGGAACACUUGGAAGAUAUAUAAAUUAUGUGGGAUCUGAGUAGGACACAGAUGGUAUGGAAUAAGGGGUGGACGGUGUAUGGAAUAAGGGAUCUGACUGAGAUAGAGUUCUUUUUCCCUUAGCAGCUCUCACAGUGCUGUGCUUUGCACAGUGGCUGCUGGAAAGGUGUGGA